ACUAACUUAAAGGUCACAUCAAUACACACGCAAGCCCGGAUGCUAACGUUGAAAAAUUGCGCGAUGUAUUCCGAGUGUAUUCCGAAUGGAGUAAAGAUGUAAACAUUCCCCAUUAUAAAUCUCCGUAAGGAAUCUGUUUUCAUUCCUGUGAAUUGAGUGACAGUUGAUAAUGUGUCAAUGAAAUUAUCUUGGAAAUUAUCCCUUUCAACUAUUUUAAGUGUACUUCUUUCACAGAUGGCAUUAUCUGAAUCACAAAUUCCACCCGACGGCCAGCAUUACUUGGUGUGUGGCACUGAAGACUGUAAGAAGAACUGCCAGUUUUACUGCAAUGACUGUCACCAACCAAUGUGUGAACAAUGCCAAGAUAAACAUCAGAAAAAUGAGAAAACCAAGAACCAUGAAGUGGUUCCUUAUAAACAACGCAAACGACAACUUCCUGUAGAGAAAUGCAAGAUCCACCCCACGAAAGAAAUGGUUAUUCUCUGCGAGGAAUGUCAAAUACCACUUUGUUACAAAUGUACAACCACAAAAGAACAUCGCGGUCAUGUGUUUACCGAUCUAGAAAUGGUCUUUGAUGAAAAGGUUUCGCUAUGUCAAGAAGAAAUUGCCAAAAUUAGAAAUUAUUUCGAACCAACUUCUCAAGAUUUGAAAAAGGAUAUUGCUGGUGAUGUCAAAGAAAUAAAGAAGAUCAUGGAAGGUUUAAAAACAUCAAUGAAGGCUGAAGCUGAGGCUGUGAAAAAGCUGGUAGACACAGUCACAUCAGAUAAAAUAGAACGAGUCAACAAAAUAGAACAGUCAUUAUUAGAAACAUUAUACGGCCAAAACCAAGAUAUUGAUGAUUAUAUCAACUAUCUCAAUGAUUUAAUCAAAACAUUUUACAGUUACCUAUCCCCUUCAAACAUAGAACAAUUAACAUUUGCUCUCAAUUCAGAAAAUCUUAUCAUAAGGCCCAUACCAGAGACAUCCACACCUGUCCCACCCGUAUUUACUGCUGGUCAAUAUAGCAAGGAAGAUGUCGCCAAACUACUGGGUAAAAUAAUUGUUCCUAAUAUUAAACCAGAGAACAGAAAAAUAAAGCCCAUGGAGACUGCCUCUACACAGUUGAAACCUACAGGGAAACAGAGAAAACAAGACAGAGAGAAAUAUGACAUGAAACAAACACUGUGUCUGUCUUCCUCUGUCACCAAGGUCAGAGAGUACACAGUAUCAGGUGUUCCCAGUGUAUUUCAGAUAUCACUGGGUAAAUCAGGCAGACUCUGGGCCAGUGAUGAAGUUGGUAACCUUGUCCAAACAGAUCUACAGGGGAAUCAGCUAAAGAAGAUAAAAACCAGACGUGGAUAUGGCUACCACACAGUCACACAGGACGGGGAUCUGAUCUAUACAGACACAGACAACAAAGUCAUUAAAAGGAUAACACCAAAUAAUACAAUCACUGGAUUCAUUAAAACAGGAAACUGGAGACCAGUCAGUAUACACUCCUCCCACAUCAACGGGGACAUACUUGUGGGGAUGAUGAAGGAUAAAGAGGCUAAAGUCACCAGGUACAACAAGACAGGGAAAGAAAUACAGAACAUACAGAGAGACAACAAAAGACAGGGACUGUAUGGUGAUCCACACUACAUCACAGAAAACAUCAAUGGUGAUGUCUGUGUAUCAGACUAUAACAAACAUGAUGUAGUGGUGGUGUAUAAAUCAGGACAACACAGGUUCUUCUACACAGGUCAGGGGUCAGAGUUUAAUCCCUAUGGAAUAUGUACUGAUGUACUCGGUCACAUCUUGGUGAGUGAUGAUAUCAGUAAAACAGUUCAUCUUCUGGAUCAGGACGGUCAGUUCUUGUCUUUACUACUCACAGAACAACAAGAGGUAAAGUACCCCCGUAGUGUGUGUGUGGAUGAUGAGAACAAUCUCUGGGUGGGACAAUGGUUGAGUAACACAGUGACAGUGUACAAGUAUCUACAGUGAACAUUACAUAUCCAUAAGAUAAUUUCAUCUAUGUAUUAUGUGUAUGUUGUAAGACGAUGUAACAACAACACAGUGAUAGUGUACAAUGACUGGUAUCUACAGUGUACGUUGGAGUACAUAUCAUUCAUGUAAACAUGUGUAUGUUAAUUUGUAAAUAUAUAGAAUAAUUUCAUUGCUGAAGAGUUAACUAUUAAAUAUACAGGUACUAACA
This is a messenger RNA of Magallana angulata, 2173 nucleotides long. RefSeq lists its product as uncharacterized. Gene Ontology annotation, biological process: positive regulation of DNA-templated transcription. Bases 178 to 1962 code for a protein of 594 amino acids. Gene Ontology annotation, cellular component: nucleoplasm; chromatin. The record is from RefSeq and is a predicted model, not a curated record. Gene Ontology annotation, molecular function: ubiquitin-protein transferase activity; protein binding; zinc ion binding. NCBI's taxonomy places the organism in Eukaryota, Metazoa, Mollusca, Bivalvia, Ostreida, Ostreidae. The transcript is spliced from 3 exons.